CUAGGAACGUGUGGAAACGCCCUCUUUGUUCCAAGCGUGAAGACUUUCAGUUUCAUUUCGCCCCCUUUUUGUCUGCGAUGGCGUCUGCUGGUCUGAGAAAAGAACUGGAAUGUUCCAUCUGCCUGAACAUUUAUACCGAUCCUGUUAUGCUGAAAUGUGGACAUAACUACUGCCGGGUCUGUAUUGGUCGUGUGCUGGAUACACAGGAGGGGUCUGGAGGUUAUUCCUGUCCUGAAUGCAGAGAGAAGUUUCAGGAUCGUCCUGCACUGCACAGGAACAUAACACUGCGAAACAUAGUGGAGAAUUUCCUGUCUACUCAACCCGAUCAGGAGCAGACCAGAAUCUUUUGUUCUCACUGUGUGGACUCUCCUGUAGCUGCUGUCAAGUCCUGUCUGCAUUGUGAAGUUUCUUUGUGUGAUAAGCACCUGAGUGUCCACAAACGGUCACCAGAACACGUGUUAUCUGACCCUACUACUACCCUGGAAAUAAGAAAAUGCUCGAUCCACAAGAAGAUCCUGGAGUAUUACUGCACCGAGGACUCUGCCUGUAUCUGUGUGUCCUGCUGUCUGAUUGGAGAACACAAAGGACAUCAGAUGGAGUCCCUGGAUGAGGCCUCUGAGCAGAAGAAGAAGCAGCUAAGGAAUGCUCUACAGAAACUGAUGACGGAGAGAGAGGAGACUGAAGAAAGAGUUCGGAGUCUGCGGGAACGUGGGGGGCAAAUAGAAAAUAAAGCAGCUGGUGAAAGAGAGCUAGUCACUGCCUUGUUUAUAGACCUCAGGAGACAGCUGGAAGACCUCGAGAAGAGAGUCCUGAGUGAGAUAUCUAGGCAGGAAAAGGAACUUUCGUUCGCAAUUUCUGAUGCGAUUCAGCAGCUGGAAAUAAUGAAGGACCAGCUGUCCAGGAAGAUGCAUCACAUUGAGGAUCUGUGUGGCAUGACGGACCCACUGACCGUCCUACAAGAAUUAGACUCAUCCUAUUUCUAUGAUCCCAAGGAAAAAGAUAAUGAGGCUAAAAAUGGACACGACGAGCUUCUUAACGAUGGCGGAGAUCUAAACGUGAUUGGAAUCUCACAGACAUUACACACAGGUUUAUUUGAUCUAAUAACAGGGGUAAACAGAGGAAUUUUCGUAGAGAAAGCUUCAGACAUAUUACUAGAUGUAAACACAGCUAGUAAUAAACUACAUGUAUCAGAUGACAGGAAAUGUGCAUCCAGGGCUGAGAGAAGCCAGAAUCGCCUAGGAACACCAGAGAGAUUUCAGCUGUACCCUCAGGUGAUAAGUAAUCGCAAUUUCUCCUCAGGCCAACAUUACUGGGAGUUGGAUGUUGGGGGUUCAGAGAGCUGGCGAGCCGGUAUAUGUUACCAUAGUAUGGACAGGGCAGGAGAGAAAUCACAUAUUGGAAGUAAUGACAAGUCCUGGGGUCUGUAUAGAGUUAACAGCCAGUAUGUGGUGAUACAUGACAGUAAAAAGAUCCAGUUACCUGCCAAUAUCUCCAGUGACAAAGUCCGGAUAUAUCUGGAUUAUGAGGCCGGGCAGAUCUCAUUUUAUGAUCUGUGUCACCCGAUCCGCCACCUCCACACCUUCACCACCAUUUUUAAUGAACCCCUUUAUGCUGUUCUUGGUGUAUGGAAAGGUUGUCUGAAGAUAUUUGGGGGUAAUCGAGAGGUGUGAGGAAUUUGCCCAAAAAGAGGUGGCACCUAAAAGGAGGUCAGGGAAUUUGGACUGGUGGCAUAUUCAGAAAAA
Rana temporaria (common frog) is the source of this 1742-nucleotide messenger RNA. Its product is annotated as E3 ubiquitin/ISG15 ligase TRIM25-like. The coding region runs from base 78 to 1670 and encodes 530 amino acids. NCBI's taxonomy places the organism in Eukaryota, Metazoa, Chordata, Amphibia, Anura, Ranidae. The transcript has a single exon. The record is from RefSeq and is a predicted model, not a curated record. Gene Ontology annotation, molecular function: protein binding; zinc ion binding.